AUGGAUCUUAACGAACAAUCCAAUGGUCAAACAGUCACCACUCUUCAGCCUCAUUCAAUUUUAUUGAAAGAUGGUGAGACUACCGCUACGAUGUACCCAAUUCCUGCCAAUCCACAACUGCUCCCAGCAGGAUUACUCGCGUUUUUAAUAGAUGAGUUCAAUAUGGAGAUCGAGAAGGGAGACAGUUUACCGUAUUAUGAAGCUCUGGGACUAGAGGAAUUCAAUAGAAUUUGGUUUCAUAAACAUGGUUUGGUUUGUAUUAUGGUUUUAGGUGAGAUUCCGGAGCUUGACUAUAGUAGUGAUGAAGCGAACGAUCACAGCAGGCCCUCAGAUGAUCCUCAAGCAGAGGUCACCAGAAAUACUCCACAAUAUGUACGACGUAAAGAGCGCAGGAAUUUGAAUCUGAAUAUUCAAUGGGAAAAGCAGUGUCUUGGAACUUUCAAUCUUCAACCGGCGUAUCCAGGUCGUUCUUCACACGUCGUCACGGGUACAUUUCUCGUCAAUGCUGGUAUUAGAGGUAAGGGCAUAGGGAGAACUUUAGUAGAGUGUUUCCUGGAUUGGGCUCCGCUUUUAGGCUUCACAUCCUCAUGUUUUCCUCUAGUAUAUGGUACCAACGUGGGAAUCAGACGUAUUUUGGAAACACUCAAUUUUAGAAGGGUAGGAAAGCUGCCUGAAUCUGCAAUUCUUAAGGGUUGUGAUGUACCUGUUGACUCGUUUAUUUAUGCUAAAGAAUUCACCCACGUUUCAAAAAGCAUCGACCUAUUAAAUGAACCCAACAAGUACUACGCAAAAUACGAGAGACUCCGAUAUUAUCUGGAAACGGGCAAAUAUCCUGAACAUUGUGAUAGAAAUGAAAAGGCUCGUCUGAGGGCAAGUGCAAAAUAUCAUACUGUACAGAAUGGCAAGCUCGUGAGACAAGGAAGGGAGGUCGUGUAUAAUCCAGACAAGCAAUCAGAAAUAGCAUUAGAAGUCCACCAAGUGGCUCAUCAGGGUAUUAACAAGGUGACAACAAGAAUUGCUGAGAGAUAUCACUGGAAAGGCAUUAAAAGUACAGUUGCCCGUAUCGUAUCUGCUUGUCCGCUAUGCAAAGAUCAGCAUCAAGAUGACCUAGGCAUUGUGGUUGAGGCAGGCUCUCCACAGCAACAAGCACAUAUGAUAAUAAGAAAUCCGCUUGAUGUCGAUCACUCGUCACAAUUGAGCCGCGUAGCCGCUGCUGUUGUUGGCUCCCUCAGAGACCAUGAUUCUGAGUCCGAGAAGACACCUGCAGAUGAAACGCCCAGGAAAAAAGCCAAAACAAGAACUGUCAAUAGACUUAAGUUUGAUACUUCUCACAGUUCAAGCCUGUCCAUGGAAAAUGCACUACAGGAUGAACAGCCAAUGAACAGCUUUAAUGAGUAUGCGCGCCAACAACAGAAAGCUAAACGCAGAUAUCUAGAUGUCGCAAUAGGCUCUACUAAUUCCGAAUCGAAGAGUCCAUCACUAACCGACGCAUCAAGUGUGCCAUCCACUGUACAGAUUGAUGAUCAAGACGACCCGCAAAUAGAUGAUGCGUUACUGAACCUUGAAGAUAACGUCAUGGCUGCGGUGGAGGCUGUACAAAAUGAACAGAAUCGUAAACAGAUUCACACUGAUGAAAAUCGAGCGGAUAAUAACUUUUACUAA
Lachancea fermentati is the source of this 1662-nucleotide messenger RNA. Lineage: Eukaryota; Fungi; Ascomycota; Saccharomycetes; Saccharomycetales; Saccharomycetaceae. The record is from the annotation of a GenBank genome assembly.